AUGUGCCUCGUCGAGUUAAUUCUUUUCAAUUUACUUUUCUCUUAUCGCAAUCCAGGAUUAAAUGCAAUCAUAUUUUUCAGAUAUCUCUUUCUAACAUUUUUAAUUACAUUCGUUGUAAUCGGUCUUAUCAUUCUAAAUGUCUCAAGUGGAACUUCAGCUGAUCCAGAUCGACCUGUCAGUCUUUGGGCUGCUUGUACUGAUAUCAUUCUUUUAAUAUUCUUCAUAUUACCUGCGAGAGCACUACUCAAAGCUGUAACAUAUCCAAUGGUUCAGCCUGAUGACGUUCAUUGUGUAAAUUUAUGCAAAGUUGGACUUUAUACAUACGCAACAAUAUAUGUUGCAAGAAUGCUUUGGAACAUCACUCACUUUUUCAAUAUCAAUAUAUUACAAGAUUACUUUUAUGAUUUUCCUCCAGGAACAAAAGCACCACCAAAAAUGCGAGCAUGGAGCUGGAUUUACUUCUUUAUUUUUGACUUUGUAGCCUCAGUUAUUGCCAUUAUUUCUGUUUACCUGUUCAAGAAACAUGAUUUAAUGUUUAAAGAAAAUCCAUAUUAUACACGCCACAACGUCUAA
This is a messenger RNA of Trichomonas vaginalis G3, 573 nucleotides long. RefSeq lists its product as uncharacterized. The record is from RefSeq and is a predicted model, not a curated record. NCBI's taxonomy places the organism in Eukaryota, Parabasalia, Trichomonadida, Trichomonadidae. The transcript has a single exon. The coding region runs from base 1 to 573 and encodes 190 amino acids.